Messenger RNA from Sphaeramia orbicularis (orbiculate cardinalfish), 3819 nucleotides. Its product is annotated as neural Wiskott-Aldrich syndrome protein-like. The record is from RefSeq and is a predicted model, not a curated record. The transcript has 11 exons. Gene Ontology annotation, molecular function: actin binding; small GTPase binding. The coding region runs from base 308 to 1858 and encodes 516 amino acids. NCBI's taxonomy places the organism in Eukaryota, Metazoa, Chordata, Actinopteri, Kurtiformes, Apogonidae. Gene Ontology annotation, biological process: regulation of Rho protein signal transduction; actin filament organization.
CAUGUUGGAUGGAACUGGCUCCGGGCUCUCUGGCGGCUGGACUUCCCAGGAAAGUUUUUGCGUUUGCCGUCUUUGCUCAGUCACUGCAAUUUUGACCUUAUUUUAAAGAGGUGCGGAACGUCGCACUCCACUUCUAAAACACAUAGGUUUUUUUUACCAGCACAGUGUAGCCGGCCUCCAGGUUAAUCCGAACCGGUGUUACGGGUUCGGAGGAAGGCCACGGAUGACCGAGGGAUUGUUUAUGUAUCUUUUUGGAUCCGAUUUAACAGUUAGGGUCGGUGCAUACUUUAUACAUUGAUCACCAAUUAUGAGUGGACAUCCGCCACAACGGCGGCAAACUAAUGUCGGGUCGUUACUACUGACUCCGCAGGAGAAUGAAUGCCUUUUCAACCACCUUGGCAGGAAAUGCAUCACAUUGUCUUCAGCAGUGGUCCAGGUGUUCACAGCCGAUAGGAACUCCAGCUGGAGUAAGAGAUGCUGCGGGGUGGCCUGUCUGGUCAAAGACAACCCCCUACGAUCGUACUUCAUCAGGGUCUUCGACAUCAGGGAUGGUAAGAUGAUGUUUGAACAGGAGCUGUAUAACAACUUCAACGUCUACCUCUCCAGAUCGUACUUCCUCACAUUUGCUGGAGAUACAUGCCAAGUGGGUCUUAACUUUGCCAGUGAAGAGGAAGCGAAGCGUUUCCGUGGUCAUGUGACAGAGCUACUGGGGAGAAGACAAAGGAAAACUGAGAAGAGACGAGACCCUCCAAAUGGCCCUACGUUGCCCAUGGCCACAGUCGACAUCAAAAACCCAGAGAUCAACAGUGUUCAGCGUUACCACAACAACUCUCAGGUGAACAACAUUGUGCACUCCUCUUUCCCCAAGAGGGAGAAAAAGACUAAGGGGAAGAAGAAGAGGUUGACCAAGGCAGACAUUGGCACACCAAGCAACUUCCAGCACAUUGGGCAUGUAGGAUGGGAUCCAAAUACAGGAUUUGAUUUGAAUAACUUGGACCCAGAGCUGAAGAACCUGUUUGAUAUGUGUGGCAUCUCUGAGGCUCAGCUGAAGGACAAGGAGACCUCCAAGGUCAUCUAUGACUUCAUUGAGAAGAAAGGUGGAGUGGAGGCUGUCAAAAAUGAACUACGGAGACAAGCUCCUCCACCUCCUCCAUCCAGAGGUGGCGGCCCUCCACCUCCUCCCCCACAUCACAGCUCAGCCCCGCCACCUCCUCCCCCCGCCCGAGGCCGAGGUGCCCCACCGCCGCCUCCCCCUUCCAGAGCUCCCAUCUCUGCACCCCCACCUCCUCCUCCAUCUCGACCGGGCAUGUCUGCUCCACCACCACCCCCACCCAGCCGAGGCUCUCUCCCACCUCCCCCUCCACCAGCUCAUGCCUCACUUCCUGUGGCACCUCCUCCACCACCUCCUCCCCCCUCAUCCUCAACCCCAUCUGGCACCGGAGUGGCCCCCCCUCCCCCUCCCCCUCCUCCUCCUCCACCUCCGGGCCCUCCACCCCUUGCUCCUCCACUGCCGGAGGCUAAUGGAGGGGACGGUGGCUUCCCUUCAUCUGGGAAGUCAGCGUUGCUAAGUCAGAUCAGAGAAGGUACCCAGCUGAAGAAGGUGGAGCAGAAAGAGAGGCCAGUGUCCUCCUCCACCGGCCGAGACGCACUUCUGGACCAAAUCAGACAAGGAAUCCAACUGAAAUCAAGGGAUGAUAACAUGGAUUCAGCUCCUGCCACUCCGGCCCCCUCGGCAGGCAUCGUGGGGGCGCUGAUGGAGGUGAUGCAGAAAAGGAGCAAAGCCAUUCACUCUUCAGAUGAGGAUGACGAUGAUGAAGAUGAUGAGGACUUUGAAGAUGAAGAUGAAUGGGACGACUAGUGAUUUUGCCCUUUUCCUUUCCCUCCCAGAAGAACCCUGGAUGAUUAUGACACUAAAUUGUUCUCGUCUUUCUAAAAAGAAAUCUUUAAUUUCAAAGUAUAAAUGUAAAUGUUCUAUCAGUUUGCUGUAUAUUUUUGUUGCCUUUAUGCUUUUUUUAUUAAUCUGUGCAAUACCUCAUUUAAUCUGUACAUGUUUGUCAUUCUCAUAUCGUAGCAUUUUGUUCCUUUACCUUCUUCUCGAUCUGUCUUUACGUCGCUUGAAUCUUUACCGCGGUUAUGUCAUGUUUCUCAUUUUAACUGUCUUCUGCUUUUGUCUUUUUGUCGUUUCUCCAUCUCGUUCUGCUCCUCACACAUUGCCAGAUCUUUGAUAUUUAUCAUCUCCAUCUGUCAUCUCUCAUAUCUGAUGCCUCACCAUCCAACAUUUUUCCUGUCUGUUCCUGCGUUCUCUCGCUAUUCCAUGUUCCACAGAUUAACGUGCAAUUUCACAUCAUAUCUGUCAAACCUUAGAGUUGAUUUUUUUUUUUUUUUUUUUUUUUUGGUUUUCUUUUGGUCAGUGAUUGAAGGGAAGGGCUUACAAAUGAAGCUGCCACAUCAUUGUGUCACCAUUGUUUGUCGGGAGGAAAAAAAAUUGAACUAUUUUCAUACCCUAUUGCUCUGUAGUUUAUUUUUACUUAUUCAAAGGAAUCCUAGUUUAGCACUCAUAUUUUCGUAAAACAAAGAAAAAAAAAAAAGAAGAAAUGCUCUUUUUUUGGAAUAUUUAGCUUCAUUUGCUGUCGACUGUAAAUUUGCUCCAGAGUUUGAGUCUUGUUAUAUUUUUGCACAGAUUGAAAAAGGAGACUCGCUGCAUGAAUACAGGAUAUUUUCAGGUCUGUAUCAUUAUGAAACAUACAUGAUCUUUAAAUAAUGAGGCAACAUACACUUGGACGUAAACAUUUUUAACUGUUAACACUACAUACAGUACACACACAGGUAGCCCACAAUGUUACAGCUGGCUAUCGGUUGUGAAUUUUGUUUUGUAUGUCACCACCACACUACAAGUUCAGUUGAAAUUGUGUAUUUUUAUUCUUUUUUUUUUUUUUUUUUUUUCAGUAGCAAGCAGAGUAUUAAUAAAUGCCUGUUUGUUGAAAUCAGGUCUGUCAUUAUGUAAAGCUUAAGGAAUAAAGGCAUUUUAGUUUUACACACCUGAUGCUUAAAGUGGGUCCAUAUACUCAGUUACUGGACAGAAACAGUGGGGUUAAAGUAGUGUUAUCCUGUUUUAGACACUAACAGUGUGAGGAGAUGCAUUACAUUCAUGGCAUUAGUCAAGUAUCAACAUUUUGUCGACUAGCAAGUAAAUCAUGGAAUCGCUUACAAAAUCACUCCGGUCAGUUAUUCACAGUAAAAAUUUAACACAGACGUGUAUUUAAUCUGAAUAUGUAAUGUGUUUAGUCAGCCUCAAGGAGUAAAAAUCGACUUUUAAUCUGCAACAUCUUGUUUUCCCAAAGUAUCUGUGGCGUAGAUUAAAUACUGAGGCAGAUCGAGAUGUUGUAGAUUAGAAAAAUGUGACACUGACAAUAAAAUGAUUGACUUAAAAAACCCAGGAUAGCAUCUGUUAAAGUAUAGAAUUGUGUUGACUGAAUGAGGGAUGCUAACACAAAGAAUGCUAGUACUGCUAACAUACAAGAAAAAAAUGAUUUCCUUCAGUUUGACAAAUAACCAGAUAAGGAGUCUGUUUGUCUGAAAUGAAAGCACCUUCUGUGAAUUCUGUCUUUGAGAGACAAGUUGCCACUUGUUUGAUGUUAAAACUGACUUCCUGUCAAAUACAUGAUGAUUUUUGGGAAACCUAGCCAUGUUUUCACUGAUUUUAGCUUCUGUAGGUAACUCGGUUAAUAAAAUGUUAUGGACGCCAUGCCUUUCCAGUGAGGCUGGACAAAUAACGAACUCUUACAAUGUACACUCCAAUAAAAGGUUGAUAUUUACAUA